UCUAUUCUUUACAAUUGCAGGGCACCGUGACCAUGCACUCUUGAACUGUGAAACUGAAAGCUAUGGGGGUGUUCAACCAAGCAGAGCUGGGUCCAUACCCAGCUGCCUUGGAAAAGGGUCAACUUCUGGGUGAGCGGAAAUGCAGUCGGUCACCGGAUUGCGAGGGAUCCCCAGCUCAGAGCAGUACUGAAGUGGAUUCCCUUUCUUCGGAAAAUGACUCCCAAGCAGGGAGCCAGUCCAGCGGCUGCGUAGAGGAUGAUGAAGCCAGUAGUACAGAGAGUGCCCAAAAUGGGUAUGAAGGUCCCUGUAAUGGAAGUACUGGUUGUCAUCCGCAAGGAGAGCAGCAUGUGGCUCUGAGCAAAAUCUCAGUUCUUGAAAACCAGAUCAAGGAGCUGCAUCAUCAGAAGAAAGAACUGAACAUAGAGAUGGACCUGGAAGGUGCCUUGUUGGAAGGGGAACUGAAGGAAGAGAGGCAGGAGCUAAGGCGGGAGGAGGCGCAGCUGCUGGAACUUCAAGGGCGUCUCGUUGAGACCGAGCUUAGGUGCCAUGACGAACGGGAGAAGGAGAAGGCACGUCUGCAACAAGAACGUCACAGGGUAGAGGAGCUGCAGAGGCAGCAUGCUGAGUCGCAGAUCCACCUAAACAGCCAGCCGGAGUCAAUGAGAGAGCGGAUGCAGAGCCAGCUGCAGGAGACAACUGAGAUGCUCGAAGGAGCCCUGAGAUGUUACGAAGAUCUGGAAUUCCAACAACUAGAACGCGAAAGCCGUCUAGAAGAGGAAAAAGAAGCAACUUGCCAAGCUCUGACCGAAAAGAUCACCCAGUUGCAGAACAGCAUCAAUCAAAGGAAGAAUUUUAGUUCACCAAGUUUCUCUCCACCCAUUCAGAAGACUGUGCAGAAGCUGGAAGGCCAAGCCCUUUUAACACAAGAACAAAUGAUGGGUGUGUGCCAGAGAUUUGCACAAGAGGAGGGAGAGGCUGUCAGGAAUCUCAAUGCGGAGAAAAGUCGCUUAAUGGAUAUGAGCCAGGAGUAUUCAGAGGGGAACAGGGAGGACUUGCCAAAAAAUAAGGAGAGUGUGACACAGCUGACUUUUACCCAAAAAACGGAUCGGAAGGUCAUUGUCUUGGGCUCCGACCAGUCUGACUCAUCCUCCUGUGUCUUCUCCGUCUGCAGUUCUGUCAAGGGUUCAUUUGGACUGCAGCGGACCGCCAGUCUGCCACGCAGGAGCAGGGAUCGUCUUCCGUCCCGCUCUCCUCAGCGUCCCAUUUCAAUGCAUGGUGCUCUGGAUCCCAGUGUUCUGGUGGCUCAACUCUCCAGUGGGAGCAAUGGUCAUUAUCUGGGAAGUCCAAACCUCCAAUUCUCACGUUUCAACAAACCCCUUUACCAGCUGCUGGGUGGCCAGGUGACUACCAAACAGCUGGGAGGAGCCUCUCAUGGAGCGUACAGCCUUGGAAACUCUGUCACCAAAUUAGCAGAGAUGGAACGCAGGGUGCGGGAGGCCAUGGCUGAAAGAGAGCGAUUGCUGCAGGAAAGGGAAGCCAGGAAAGUAGCUGAGGAGGUGAGACGCAUGGAAUUAUCCCCUUCGAACAUGAUCCACAACCUUGUGGAGAUCCAGGAACCCAAACCAGCUGCCUUUGACCUGCGCAAACACCUAGAGGCAUCAGGACAUAGUGUCGACACCUGCCAGCAAGUGAGGGUGACCAGCAAAUCUUGCAAGGGUUACCUAGUGAAGAUGGGUGGGAGAAUCAAGACUUGGAAGAAGCGUUGGUUCACCUUUGAUCGCCAGAAGCGCGUCUUGGCAUAUUAUGCAGACAAAGAAGAGACCAAGCUUAAGGGUGUGAUUUAUUUCCAGGCCAUUGAAGAGGUUUACUACGAUCAUCUGCGCAGCGCUUUCAAGAGUCCCAAUCCCAAGCUGACCUUCUGUGUCAAAACCUACGAUCGUCUCUUCUGCAUGGUGGCACCCAGUGCAGAGGCUCUGAGGAUCUGGAUGGAUGCAAUUGUCACAGCAGCUGAGGAGAAUACUCGCUAUUGAUGAGCUCUUCCACAUGAACCUGACUCUUAGCUCUUCACUUUGGGAAUAGCAUUUCUCCCCAAGGGCUCACUGGUGUAAAUGAUAUCUCCUUCUAAGGGAAAAGCUGGUCAACAAAGGACCCAGGGGCAGAGAUUGGGUGCUUUCGUAUGUGUUGGAGUCUAACUACCAUAGAGGGCCAGUUCAGUACACAGAGUUGUUGGCUGCAGCUGCUGAUACUUGAAGAUUGACAGUUUGGAUGUUUUAGGUAAAGGUAAAGGUUUCCCUUGACAUUAAGUCCAGUCGUGUCCAACUCUAGGGGGCGGUGCUCAUCUCCGUUUCAAAGCCGAAGAGCCGGCGUUUGUCCGUAGACCCUUCCGUGGUCAUGUGGCCGGCAUGACUACACGGAACGCCGUUACCUGCCCGCUGAAGCGGUACCUAUUAAACUACUCACAUUUGCAUGUUUUCGAACUGCUAGGUUGGCAGGAGCUGGGACUAGCAACAGGAGCUCACCCCGUCACGCGGAUUCGAACUGCUGACUUUCCGACCUUCCGAUCGGCAAGUUCAGCAGCUCAGCGGUUUAACCCGCAGCGCCACUGCGUCCCUAUGUUUUACAUGGUGUUAAAUGGACCAAUUUAGGAGCAGAUUCCGAUCAUACUGUCUGCUGGAGAAGACUACAAAUGGCAUCUUGGAAGGUGGGCUGUUGGCAUGGAUUCCAGCUAAUUUUACAAAACACAAUAAUCUAUUCUAAGAAUUAAAACCAACUUCUCUGGAAGAUGCCCUUAACAAAGAAAGCAUGUUAUCUAGAAAUCAGAGGGGAUUUUGCAAUGACAUAAGUCAUGUGGCUUACGGAAGACGUUCUUGAGAUGCGUGCAGGAAACUGAUCCAAACUGCCACUUUCCUUGAUCAGAAGGGAGAACUUUCUCGCCAUAAUGUAUAGGUCUCAUUAUAUUUAUUAUGUGUUUUGGGUCUUUUCUUAAAAAACCUGGGAACACUGUUUAAAGGGGAGCCAUGUACAAAACCAUGUAUGGAAUAUUUAUUGUAUAAAUCCUUUAAGUGAAAACA
Messenger RNA from Candoia aspera, 3071 nucleotides. RefSeq names its product pleckstrin homology like domain family B member 3 (gene PHLDB3). The transcript has 15 exons. Lineage: Eukaryota; Metazoa; Chordata; Lepidosauria; Squamata; Candoiidae. The coding region runs from base 63 to 2030 and encodes 655 amino acids. The record is from RefSeq and is a predicted model, not a curated record.